CUCCAUUUGAUCUACCUGAGGCGCGUUCGGAAUGUCGGAUUGGGGACGGAUUUGAAGUAGAGGAACCGGAUCAGCACUCACGAGUAGCAAGGCGAGUGUAGGACCCUAGGCAGCCAAGACAGGGUCUGAAGUGCGCUCUUAAAUGAAGAUGACACUCCCAAACUCCUGACUUCUGCCCGUCCCAUGACGUCUCUUCAUCAUCGCUAUUGUUGAUCGUGUACAGUCGCUCCGAAAGGGUGCUACAUCAUGAGCGCAAUCACCAAGGUCCUCGGACUAUCAGCCUAUACGGCUCUCGUAGCAAUCUCCAUUCCCUACAUUCAACAACACAACAUCCCUUCCCGUCUCCAGACUUCCCUUAACAGGAUUCUGUCCCCACCAACAGACGGCGCCUCUUCUGAACCGGAGAUCUUGACAGCAGAGCCCUACAUCUGCCGAUCCCAAAACUACACCACCCAAAUCGUCUCCCUCGAUCCACUAGUAAUCUACAUCCACAACUUCCUCUCCGAAGCAGACAUCACAUCUCUUCUCGAAGCAGGCGAACCAGCCUUCAAACCCUCCUACGUCGUCAAAAAUGGCAGAACGCAGGGAACGCCAGAUAGAACUUCCUGGUCUGCCGGUCUCCCUGCCGACGACGUCGCCGUGCAAUGUGUGCUCGCCAGGGCGGAAGGGUUCCUGGGCACGAUGAUGGCGCCCGGGCGGGAUGAGAUUGGGCCGCCUCAGUUGGUGCGGUAUACACAGGGCCAAAGAUUCAACGUCCACCACGACUGGUACGAUGAUUUCCAACCUGAUGUUAGGACGGGACGUAAAAGGAAGUGGAACCGUGUGGCGAGCUUCUUCGCGAUUUUGGAAGAUGAGUGUACCGGCGGCGAGACGUGGUUUCCCAAGAUUGAGGCUGUGACGCCGCAGCAUCGGAGAGAGGAUGGUGAAGGGACUAUGUGGAGGAAGCAUGAUGAUGGCGGGAUCGCGUUUAAGCCCGUGAGGGGUAAUGCGGUGUUUUGGGUGAAUUUGCAUGGGAAUGGGACGGGGGAUGGAAGGGUUGUGCAUGCUGGGUUGCCUGUUGGGGAUGGGUUGAAGACUGCGAUGAAUAUUUGGCCGAGGAGGUAUCUUGGGCCUGAGGCUUGGGGGAAGGGAGAGGAGCCGGAGGACGAAGGUGUGAGGGUGCUGGGGGCUGAGAAGGUGAAGGUCGAAGAGAAGGAAGAGGAGCUGGUUGUUGAUGAUGCUGAAGCUGAUCCCAUCUGAGGUAGGUGAGCAAGACAGUCUUGGGUAGGCAGGUAGAUCUUGUGGAGAGCAUAUUCAAAAUAUCUGAAGCCGCCUUCAUCCCGUCUUCCUGCAGAAAUUCCGGUGCCGAAGCAUGAGAACGGCCAUGCCAAAAGAGAUUGUCGUUAGCUUCAAAAAAUCACUUCAGAAUAAGCUGAAUACUCUCACUGCGACGCAGCAAGGCCCCCGUAGGUCUUUGCUUUGUACAUACA
This is a messenger RNA of Colletotrichum acutatum, 1469 nucleotides long. Its product is annotated as 2OG-Fe(II) oxygenase family oxidoreductase. Gene Ontology annotation, cellular component: endoplasmic reticulum. NCBI's taxonomy places the organism in Eukaryota, Fungi, Ascomycota, Sordariomycetes, Glomerellales, Glomerellaceae. Bases 247 to 1239 code for a protein of 330 amino acids. Gene Ontology annotation, biological process: peptidyl-proline hydroxylation to 4-hydroxy-L-proline. The transcript has 2 exons. The record is from RefSeq and is a predicted model, not a curated record. Gene Ontology annotation, molecular function: L-ascorbic acid binding; procollagen-proline 4-dioxygenase activity; iron ion binding.